CUUGCAACAAAACCGCGGUUAAAACCAACGCGUUCAAGCGAUUCGUGUAACUGACGUCAUCAACCCGUGUGUCAUCUUGAACCAUAUUAUAACCGCGGCACAUAACAGAAAUUUUGGUUAUUCGCUUGGAUUUGAUUGAUGUGACAUCUGUUUGUGGUUCUGUCACUUGUCUUUUCUGAUCUUUCAAAACAGUCCUUACGUUUUCCCUAAAAUUUAAAAUAUUUAAAUGUAUAAUUUGAUAUAAAAUACAAUUCUGGUAAUUACAAAUAAAUAUAGAAGAAUGGCUCUUGGUUUAAGAAGCAUAAAUAAGUUUACAACAUUAAGCACACUAGCCGCACCAAGAAGCAUCAACGUUAAUAAUACAAUCCAUAGGCAAAUAUCUCUGACACCAUGUGAACAGUAUUCUACUAGACUUAAUACUAAGCUGUGUUAUUAUGAUAAGAGGAAUGAUAUUCAAACGGGUGUGAUAGACAAUAGGGAAUCGGUGCAUGAUACUGUUACUAAAGAGAAUCUAUCUACUAUUGAUCAUCUACAUAUAGAAGGGAUUGAUACUUCUCUCAAAAGAUUUUCAAAGCCCGUUCCUGAAGCGAACGAUAAUGAGCGAUUGUUCGCAGAACAAGACGACAAUUCAAACCCAAACAAACCUAGUCCAGACAAACUACUCCACGUUUAUAAUGUCCUAGGUGAUAACUUACCAAAGCUGUUUAUCCAACCAUUGGACUACACAAUAUACCAUGCAGACAUAAUAUUUGAGGAUAAUAUAAGGAAUAUACGUACUGUAGGUAUGUAUAACUAUGUGAAACAGGUAGCAUUACUUAGGAUAGUUGGGCAUAUAAAGUUCGCCUACGUCAAAUUUGAUAUUUUGAAAAUCACUUUUCAUCCUGAGGAUUCCACAGUUAAAGUUCGAUGGUCUAUAAAGGGGAUAUCGGCGUUAACCGUAAUGACAAAAUUCUGGAAAUAUAAACUGUGGAAUUUCAAAGAAAUCUUUGAAAAGACCGAUAAUUGGUAUGACGGUUUUUCCACAUUCUAUGUGAAUGCUGAAGGAAAGAUUGUAAAGCAUGUAGCAGAUAAGGUAUGUAAUGGCAUUUAUGCCGGUAUUCUAACUGAAGAUAGCCAACCUAAUGCUAUAUUCCAGCGUCCAAAAAAUUAUCCGAGGUAAAUGUGGCUCAAGAACCGAUCGAUCGAGCGCGAUCGAAGACGUUAUAAAGGUAGCAGUGCACAAAAUUUGUCAUUGCAACAUACAAUCACGUUUUUCGGCUUUAAAUAUGCGUAAAUCAAUGCGGUUUUUACGUAAACUGUUGUUUUAUGUGUUUUUAUGUAUUGUGCGAGUAUACCCAUCCUCCCCAAAAGGAACUACAAAAUUGGGGGGUAACGGGAAAAAAUUGAAAUGUUGCAAAAAUAAUAAUAUACAUCUGCGGAUUUGAACUUAAUCGCAUGAGACAGCUAUACUUUAUGUCUCUUGUAAUCGAGGUUGCGCUACAUGGCCUACAGCCCCCCCCCCCAAAUACCCCCUACCUCAAUUUUAAUGUUAAACACAUCGAAAACACGCUCAUCAUUUUCGAAAAGCGACUUAGGUCCAGGAUUUUAUUGCAUGUAUCUCGUAGAAAUAUGCUACUCUAGCAGCCCACAAAGCGGCUUUGCAGAGAGUGCCCCGGAACAUUGUUUUUCAGCCCCUAGGGGAUUUAACGCAGUGUAUAUACGAAAAAAAUCAUAAUUUUUCAAAAUCGUGUUGGGUUCAGGAUUUUUUUCGAUAAAUCGUGAUUAUUUAUCAUAUUCUAACCACCCACCAAGCGGUUUACCCCAAUGAAGCCCGGAAGGCCCCUAUCCGUACUUCGAUCAGAAUUCGAUCAAACACCUGUCAUUUGUGAAAAUCGACUUUGGUCCAGGAUUUUAUUGCAUGUAUCUCGUAGAAUUAUGCUACUCUAGCAGCCCACAAAGCGAGUGUGCCCCGGAACAUUGCUUUUGGUAUAAAAUUUUUGAUUCGCAUAUGCUGGAUUGAUUCCUAGAAAAAAAUUCGAACCUGUUUGUGAAGCUUACAUCUAAUUUUAACCACUAAUUUAUAGGUUACAUAUACCGGGUGUCAAUGAAAAUUGGAAACACGCUGAAAAGAAAAAAAUAUUUUAAACUGUCAAAGUGGCGUGAUCAACAAAUCUCUAUUAAAACAGACUAAAUAAAUGAAAGCUUG
Messenger RNA from Acanthoscelides obtectus, 2185 nucleotides. Lineage: Eukaryota; Metazoa; Arthropoda; Insecta; Coleoptera; Chrysomelidae. The record is from the annotation of a GenBank genome assembly.